AUGGAUGUGAAUGAACUCUUCUCGGCGACUUUGAAUCCCGACCCCAAUGUCAGAAAGCAUGCCGAGUUGCAGUUGAGGCAGGCCGAGCGAACUCCGGGCUUCAUGGCUGCUGUCCUCGAAGCCGCUGCUUCCUCUCAGCAGAAUCUUGCAGUUCAACAAGCCGCCGCAGUUUACUUCAAGAACAGGGUUUCUCGCUCUUGGGAAGAUGACUCCUCAAUUCCGGUUCAGAUCGCCCUUGCGGCCGACGAGAAGGAGAUGAUCAAGCAGAGGGUUGUCCCUAUCCUUGUGUCGGCACCUGUCAGCGUUCGACCUCAAUGGACCACGGUGCUCAACAAGAUUCUCGCGCAAGAAUUCCCUGAAAAAUGGCCGGGAUUCAUGGAAACCACCAUCCAGCUCUUGCGGAAUCAAGGAGACCUGCAAUCAACCUACGCGGGAUUGGUCUGUCUGUUGGAAAUCACUAGGGUGUACCGCUGGAAAUCCGGGGACAAACGCGUUGAAUUGGAUCAGAUUAUCCGGGAAACCUUCCCUGUGUUGCUUGAGAUUGGAAAAGGCUUGGUUGGUCAGGAGAGCGUUGAAGCUGGUGAGAUGUUGAGGCUGGUCCUCAAGAUUUACAAGUCUUCUAUUGGUCUGGAGUUGUCGAGAGAGCUUCAGGCUCCUGGAUCUAUCGUGCCUUGGGGAUCUCUCUUCUUGCAGGUUGUCGGAAAGCCUCUGCCUGAAGAUGAUAACGGCGAACGUGAUGUGACCGCAUGGUGGAAGGCGAAGAAAUGGGCGUACUACAGCUUGAACAGACUCUUUGAGCGAUACGGCAACCCGUCAACGCUUUCAGGCGCCGCUGUGGAACAGUACGACGAUUUUGCACAGGGUUUUGUGGAGCAAUUUGCCCCUGAGAUCUUGAAGGCAUACUUGCAGCAGGUUGAGCUCUGGAUCCAACGCAAGAUCUGGCUUUCUAAGCGCUGCUUGCAGUACACUAUUCACUAUCUCGAGGCUUGUAUCAAACCAAAAUCAACGUGGGUUCUUCUUAAACCUCAUGUGGAGAAUUUGGUCUCUCACUUCAUCUUCCCUCAGAUCUGCCUUACUGAUGAAGACCUUGAAAGUUGGGAGGAUGAUCCUGCAGAGUAUAUCCACCGCAAGUUGGACUUCUUUGAAGACUUUUCUUCCACUGACUUUGCGGCCAUCGAGUUUCUUGUGGCGCUUGCUCAAAAGCGCAAGAAGCACACUUUCAUGGGCAUCCUAGGUUUCGUCAACUCGACAUUGACUGCACAACAAGCUGCCGGUGGUGCGGCUAACCCAAGGGAGAAAGAAGGUGCGUUGAGGAUGGUUGGUGCCUUGGCUCAUAUCAUUCUUGCAAAGAACAGUCCCGUGUCUGGUAUGAUGGAGGGUUUCUUUGUCUCGCACGUUCUCCCCGAAUUCCAGAGUCCUCAUGGCUUCUUGCGUGCACGCGCUUGUGAAAUGAUGAACAGGUUUGCCGACCUUCAGUUCCAGGACAAAAACAACCUGGGUAUCGCUUACACCAGUAUCAUCAACUGCAUGGGUGACAAGGAGAUCCCUGUUCGCGUGGAGGCCGCGUUGGCGUUGCAACCUAUGAUCCAACAUCCUGAAAUCAAGAAUGCUAUGGUAUCAAGGAUUCCGCAGAUUAUGGAGCAGCUGCUCAAGCUCAGUAACGAGAUUGACGUCGAUGCCCUUGCCAAUGUUAUGGAGCAGUUCGUUGAGGUAUUCUCAGAGGAGUUGACGCCUUUCGCUGUUCAGUUGACGGAGUCCUUGAGGAACACUUUCCUUCGUAUCAUGCAAGAAUCUGUCGACCAACAGAAGAAGUUCAAUCCGAACGACGACUUUGAUGCAUCCGAAUAUGUUGAUGACAAGUCUCUUGCUGCUCUUGGUGUCCUCAACACAAUCGGAACCCUCAUCCUUUCUCUGGAAAACACACCAGAGGUUCUUCUCCAGCUUGAGAACAUUCUCCUGCCUGUCAUCCAGUUGAUUUUGGGCAAUGAGGUUGUCGAUUUGUACGGUGAAAUCUUUGAAAUCAUCGACAGUUGCACGUUCUCGUCAAAGAUGAUCUCGCCUACGAUGUGGCAAAUCUUCGAGCUCCUUCACAAGUGUUUCAAGGAUUCCGGCAUGGACUUCAUUGACGAAAUGUUGCCAUGUCUUGAUAACUUUGUGUCUUACGGAGCGGACUCUCUGAGGCAGAACCCUACUUACCUUGCCGCAAUCAUCGACAUCAUCCAAACCGUUUUCUCGUCGGAUCGUUUAGGUGCUCAGGAUCGUAUUUGUGGUUGUAAGUUGGCGGAAGCAGUCUUAUUGAACCUCCGUGGUGCUGCUGAUCAAUAUCUGCAAUUCUUUGCGGAUCAGGCUAUGGUCAGGUUGACGACUCCGGGUGAGGUUAAGACUGCCGAUUAUCGCAUCUAUCUACUUGAGCUCGUCAUCAACUGCAUAUACUACAACCCAGCAGCUACUCUGGCGGUUCUGGAACAGCGCGGUUAUGUCCAGUCCUUCUUCAAUCUCUGGUUCACCAACAUUGGUUCAUUUAGCCGCGUGCACGACAAGAAGCUUUCUAUCUGUGCCAUCACAGCUCUCUUUAGCAUGCCUCAAGAGCAAGUGCCUGCGAGUAUCCAGGCGGGCUGGCCGCAGUUGAUGCAGGGCCUCCUCACCUUGUUCGAGGGUCUUCCUCAAGCGAUGAAGAAUCGUGAGGAAAUGGAAAAGGAAAUCGGCAAUGAGGAUGAUUUUGGAGACUUUGGCGACACCUGGGGUGAGGACGAGUGGGAUGAGGCAGCUGAGGAGGAUGAGGACGUGAAGGAUAAAGACAACGAAUAUCUGGAUUUCCUUUCUCGCGAAGCUGAUAAGCUCCACAGCGGGACAGUUACUUUGGGAGAUGAAGAGGAGGAGUUUGGAGUGGACGACCUCGAGGAGGAGCCGUUGUUUGAGACGCCGCUGGACAAGAUCGACGCGUACGUUCUAUUCCGGGAUCUGUUCUCCACUCUUCAACAAAGUCAGCCUCAGCUGUACAGCGGUUUGACCGGUAGACUUUCGGACCGGGAACAAGCUUUGUUCCAAAGUAUUGUGAACCAAGCGCAAGUGAAUGCGUCAAAAUGAGCUUGUCUCCUCUUUCGGCGGCAAAGUAGUCGAUUGCAGCCGCGAUGAGAAUAGAACAUUCAACGAAAACCGAAUACAAGUUAUAAAGCAAAGAACCCCAUAAGACACAUACCAAACGCCCCAAACCAAAUAUCCUUCAUUGUAACUCUGCGUUCGUCUCGUAUCUCUCACGCGCCUUGCGCAGCAG
Molecule: messenger RNA, 3274 nt
Organism: Saitoella complicata NRRL Y-17804
Lineage: Eukaryota; Fungi; Ascomycota; Saitoellomycetes; Saitoellales; Saitoellaceae
Product: ARM repeat-containing protein
Exons: 1
Coding region: 1-3087 (1028 amino acids)
Biological process (GO): protein import into nucleus
Cellular component (GO): nuclear envelope; cytosol
Molecular function (GO): small GTPase binding
Source: RefSeq, a predicted model, not a curated record